AUGGUCACCUGCGGGCUCGCGGACGCCGAAGACGCGUCGAUCGCGUGCCCGCACCAGUGCGAGCGCAGGCACCUCGCCGCGCACGAGGAGACGUGCGAGUUUCGCGCGAUCGAGUGCGAGCGCUGCGACGCGCGGAUCAGCGCGAGGCGCGCGAGGGAUCACGCGCGGGUCUGCCCGAAGCGCGCGGAGCGGUGCGACGGCUGCGGCGUCGAGAUCGCGGCGUCGAAGAUGGAGACGCAUCAGAAGUACCACUGCGGCGCGGACACGCUCGCGUGCGAGUACGCGCCGUACGGCUGCGCGGAGUGCGGAUCGCGAGAGGAGCUCGCGGCGCACGUCCGCGAGGACGCGUCGAGACAUUUGCGGCUCGUGAUGUUGCGUUUGGACGCGACGGCGGCGGAGUUUAAGGCGUACGAGAACGAAGUCGUCGGAGUGAAGGCGGCGAUGACGGAGCACGUGCGCGUCGGCGCCGCGGACGUCGAGGCCGUCGGCGCGGAGGUUCGGAGGAUAGACGAGACCGCGACCGCGGAGAUCGACGCGCUCAGGGAGGGUUUGGGGGAGUUGCGGGCGUUUUACGAGGAGGAGGUGGAUCGGUUGGAGAAGCAAGCGGAGCGGGCGAAGGCGUUCAACGACGCGCGCGUGAAGGAUUUGGAGAGCGAAAACGCCGCGCUUCGGGCAGUUUUAGAGAGCAAAAUGCCGCGCGAGGAGUGCGACGCGUUCGUCCAGGAGAUGACCGAGGCGAAAGAGAACGCGACGGCGGAGACGACGCGCGUGAACGAAGCGGUGGAGACGCACGUCGAGCGGUGGAAGCGCGACGCGAAAAAAGUGCGAGACGAGGCGUCGACGGCGACGCGCGAGUGCGCGGACGCCGUAGCCGAUUUGAAACGACGCGUCGACGGCUUGGACGCGAGCGACCAGCACAGGUUCGAGCGCGCGUGGGAGAGCGUGCAGAAGACGCACGACGCGUUCGCGGCGGAGAUUCUGGACGUCGGCCGCUCGCAGCGCGCGCUCGAGGAGAGAUGGCGAGAGUCCAACGCGUCGCUCCGCGGCGACGUCAGAGCGCGGCGGUCGGUCCUCCGCCCGGACGCGAAGGCGCCGUUGGAGCCCGCGAACGCGCGCGAGGAGAAAGCGCGCGUCCGCCGCCCGACCGAGAUCGGGACGGCGCGAGACGAGGGCGCGCUGUCCAAGUUCAGAGCGCAGGGCGCGGCGAAACUUCUCUUCGGCUCGGGCGCGAAGCUCGGCGGGAAGCCGGCGUCGCGCGGAGAGGAGAACGUCGGAGGACGCGGGACGGCGCCGGGCGGAAGCGCGAGGCGCGGCGGCGGCGGCGGCGGGCCGACCGCGUUUCGAUGACGCGACGGACGCGAUAUCUUCUGUAGCGUAUUAGUCUAUCGCACGACCCUCCUCG
This is a messenger RNA of Micromonas pusilla CCMP1545, 1402 nucleotides long. RefSeq lists its product as uncharacterized. Gene Ontology annotation, molecular function: zinc ion binding. The record is from RefSeq and is a predicted model, not a curated record. The transcript has a single exon. Bases 1 to 1347 code for a protein of 448 amino acids. Lineage: Eukaryota; Viridiplantae; Chlorophyta; Mamiellophyceae; Mamiellales; Mamiellaceae.